Messenger RNA from Momordica charantia (bitter melon), 941 nucleotides. The record is from RefSeq and is a predicted model, not a curated record. NCBI's taxonomy places the organism in Eukaryota, Viridiplantae, Streptophyta, Magnoliopsida, Cucurbitales, Cucurbitaceae.
AUGAAUAACAGUGGAUUCCCAUAUGUCACUAGAGAAAAUGUUGCCAGCCACCUCCAGAAACAUCGAAUGUAUCUUAAGAAGAAGCUACUAAAAAAUAAAGAGUCUGGCAAUUCCUCCAAAGAUAAACCAUCUUCCCUUCCAUCUUCACAAUACCAUUGCAACUCCCAAUCAAGACCGAGUUCGAGUUUCGAACCUAUUAUUUGCCCUAAUCAUGAUCUUCCUCCCAUCAGCCACCCCCAACAUCAAACAUGGGCAAAUCAGCCAAUGGACAAUAAUGUACAGCUUCUCGAGUUUGAUCAAAACUAUCAUUUUGACCAAAAUAUUAUGCCGUCUCCGUUUGACCAGCCAGACCAAACCAUUUGUGCAAUGCCAUACCCUCAAGCGCCUCAUCCUCAACCAAUGGGUCAACCAUCAUUAAAUGGUGCUCUAGAUUUUGCUAUCAUGGUUAACCUUUUUGGUGGUCCUCAGAAUUUACCCAAUCAAUUCCCCAAUAUUAAUGCUAAUCAGCACUUUCAUCCUCCUAAUUAUGUGCCUAACUUUGAUGAUCUGAGCAACAAUUACUUUCCCCACGAUUGUACUAUCAACUUUGAGAAUCUUCAAAUUGAUUCCGAGAAGAAUAUGUAUGGAGUUGAUGGACUAAGCUAUUCUGAUGCUUUCGAGUUUGGCUAUCCUAUAAAGCAAAACGAGUUCGGACAAGCUGUUCCAACUAUGUUCUACCCAUCUAAUAAUCAACCAAACGAUGAUGCUUCUAUGUUGCCACAAACCUCUGAUAUGAAUGUGAAUCCAGCAAAUCCAUGGGAAGAACAAGGCAAAGGAGAAGGAUCCAAUUCGACAUUUGAUCCAUAGUUGAGAAGUGGUCUUAUAUUUUGAGCUAGUUGUAGGGAUUUAUCUUUUUGUUGAUUCUUAGGGUUUCUAUUCAAGCUAUUCCUUUUUAAGACAAG